Molecule: messenger RNA, 648 nt
Organism: Boeremia exigua
Lineage: Eukaryota; Fungi; Ascomycota; Dothideomycetes; Pleosporales; Didymellaceae
Exons: 2
Coding region: 246-599 (117 amino acids)
Source: RefSeq, a predicted model, not a curated record
AACGUACAAAGCGAUGUUGCCUGUUAGUUUUUCUGCGUGGUCUGCCUGCGCUUCAAGCACCGGUGGCGGGUCGGGCCUAGCAGGCUGCCCUGUAGAUGGGAUGCGGAAAGGAGGCGGGUUAUAUCUGCCGAAAGCAGACGCCAUCUUACUACGCGGGCGUUGGGUCUAACACUCAAAAUUGGGUCGCCCUUAUGUUUUGCCUUGCCUCUUGAUGUUUGCCGCUCCAGGCUUAACGACCCCUGUUGAUGAAGUGGCGCUUGGCGCCUUCGCGUGUCCGUGCACUUGACACGCAGGGUCGCUGGCCUAAGCUGUUCCUUCAUGACAACACGGGGCUGCUGUAUGAGCGAGUCCGGAGCCUUACAAACCCGAAUCGCGCUAGAUCGUCGAAGACGCACUACCGCACCCGCCGGUGGUCUCCCGAGACAUGGCUGCUCUUAGUACACGCCAACAACGCCGCCCGCCUCGCGCAGAGCUGUCGCGAUAUCGCUGAUUGGGUCAAGAUUGUGGGUGACGAGAUCCGCGGGCGGACAUGUUUGAGCUGGUGCACGACUGGCUGUGCGCAUGCAAGCAGCGAUGACUGCUUGUGCUGGACAAUGUAGACGAUGCUCGCAUUCUUCUUGGUCAGGUGAAUCGCGACGUACAAAUACA